Molecule: messenger RNA, 1914 nt
Organism: Phyllostomus hastatus (greater spear-nosed bat)
Lineage: Eukaryota; Metazoa; Chordata; Mammalia; Chiroptera; Phyllostomidae
Gene: PAFAH1B1
Product: platelet activating factor acetylhydrolase 1b regulatory subunit 1
Exons: 11
Coding region: 571-1803 (410 amino acids)
Molecular function (GO): protein binding
Source: RefSeq, a predicted model, not a curated record
GCGUUGGGGCAGCUCCUGUGACAGACGGAGCUGGAGCGGCGGGGCGGCGGCGGAGUCUGGCGGCCGAGAUAGCUAGUGAGCUAGCGAAAGAGCAGCGACCCCGGAGUCUAGGGAUCAAAAAAGAGAAAGAGGGGAGCGCCCGGGCGCGAGCGAGAGAAACCGCGAGCGCCGGGCUUGGGUUCGAGCCCCGGAACGGCUGAGGAGCCCGUCCGCUCCCCUCCCCUCCCCCUUCCCGGGCCCGGGCCCAGCGCGCCAUCCUCCCCCUCCCUCCUUCCCUCCCUCCCUCCUUCCUCCCUUCCCUCUCCCUCUCCCCCUCCCCCGCCGGUGGAUGGGAGUGAAGGACGGAAGAGGCCCUGCGGAGGCAGCUGUGCAGCGCUCCGGUGGAAUGAAUCUUACUUGUUGACUCUCUCCUGGUUACUUGUUGAAUUCACUUGUGAAAGAAUCAUCUUCUCCUGUGUGGAAGCCACUUUGUGGCGUAUUUAAUUAUAAAUCCAGGGAUCACAGAGCUUUUUGAUUUCCCAAAGGAGGGGACAUACCACUAUAUCAAAUAAGCUUGACAUUACAGCCAAAAUGGUGCUGUCCCAGAGACAACGAGAUGAACUAAAUCGAGCUAUAGCAGAUUAUCUUCGUUCAAAUGGCUAUGAAGAGGCAUAUUCUGUUUUUAAAAAGGAAGCUGAAUUAGAUAUGAAUGAAGAAUUAGAUAAGAAAUAUGCUGGUCUUUUGGAAAAAAAGUGGACAUCCGUUAUUAGAUUACAAAAGAAGGUUAUGGAAUUAGAAUCAAAACUAAAUGAAGCGAAAGAAGAAUUUACAUCGGGUGGACCUCUUGGUCAGAAACGAGACCCAAAAGAAUGGAUUCCCCGUCCACCAGAAAAAUAUGCAUUGAGUGGUCAUAGGAGUCCAGUCACUCGAGUCAUUUUCCACCCUGUGUUCAGUGUUAUGGUCUCUGCUUCAGAGGAUGCUACAAUUAAGGUGUGGGAUUAUGAGACUGGAGAUUUUGAACGAACUCUUAAGGGGCAUACAGACUCUGUACAGGAUAUUUCAUUUGACCACAGUGGCAAGCUUCUGGCUUCCUGUUCUGCAGAUAUGACCAUUAAACUAUGGGAUUUUCAGGGCUUUGAAUGCAUCAGAACCAUGCACGGCCAUGACCACAAUGUUUCUUCAGUAGCCAUCAUGCCCAAUGGAGAUCAUAUAGUGUCUGCUUCAAGGGAUAAAACUAUAAAAAUGUGGGAAGUGCAAACUGGCUACUGUGUGAAGACAUUCACAGGACACAGAGAAUGGGUACGUAUGGUGCGACCGAAUCAGGACGGCACUCUGAUAGCCAGCUGUUCCAAUGACCAGACUGUACGCGUAUGGGUUGUGGCAACAAAGGAAUGCAAAGCUGAACUUCGAGAACAUGAGCAUGUGGUGGAGUGCAUUUCCUGGGCUCCAGAAAGCUCAUAUUCUUCCAUCUCUGAAGCAACAGGAUCUGAGACUAAAAAAAGUGGCAAGCCUGGGCCAUUCUUGCUGUCUGGUUCCAGAGACAAAACUAUCAAGAUGUGGGACGUCAGUACUGGCAUGUGCCUUAUGACUCUUGUGGGUCAUGAUAACUGGGUACGUGGAGUUCUUUUCCAUUCUGGGGGGAAGUUUAUUUUGAGUUGUGCUGAUGACAAGACCCUACGUGUAUGGGAUUAUAAGAACAAGCGAUGCAUGAAGACCCUCAAUGCGCAUGAACACUUUGUUACCUCCUUGGAUUUCCAUAAGACGGCACCGUAUGUGGUUACUGGCAGUGUAGAUCAAACAGUAAAGGUGUGGGAGUGCCGUUGAUUGAGUCUCAUUUGGCCCCUCCUCCCUUUUUUCCUCUGGAUGCACUCUGAUGAUACCAUGGUUACCCUAUUGAGCUCUGUUUAAAUAAAUAUUGUCCUUUCAUGUAAAUUA